UUCUCAGCAUUCUUCGCCUCUGGUUCGAAAUUUUCAAACCGAUCCGAAAAACAUAAAGACAAGACCGAAUAAAGACCGAGGAACAGGGGAGGCGGUAGACAGAAGACAGAAGACAGAAGAACAGAAAAUAACAAAAAUCCAUUUCUAUAUACCCGACAUCGACAUCGACAUCGACAUCGAGAUCGAGAUGUGUAUAUGAACGCAGUUCCUGCUCGUAGACCGGUCGUCCAUCGUAGCAUCGUUGUGUUCCACAGUUCCAAAGUUCAGUGAGUGGACAAAAGAAGAAUCGAGGGCGGAGAAUCCGAAUCCGAAUCCGAAUUCGAGUCCUGCGCGCGGAAGAAAGAAUCAACCGAAGAUUUGUUGUAAUGGUGCACAGGCGCUGGAUUUUCUGUGAGAGCGGCGAGGAUCCAAACUUCAGGAAGGAGCACUACGAGUACACCCAAAGCCAGCACCGAUAAAUUGCCAAAACCACAUCCAA
Drosophila suzukii is the source of this 478-nucleotide messenger RNA. RefSeq lists its product as uncharacterized. The record is from RefSeq and is a predicted model, not a curated record. NCBI's taxonomy places the organism in Eukaryota, Metazoa, Arthropoda, Insecta, Diptera, Drosophilidae.